AUGGACCCCUCGACUUUCGUGGAGCAUCGCUGCUUCCUGCUUUGCGAAACUUUCGAACUCAUCCUCGACUGGCUCCCGCUGUCCCAGAGGGAGCGCACUCUCGCGUCGCUUGCGGCGACGUGCAAAGCGCUGAACCAGGCAUCCACACCCGCACUGUGGCACUCUCUCGACAGCCUCAGACCGCUCUUGAAGCUGCUUCCGUCCAAUUCAUGGAACAAAAGACUAGUUGAUUGCGUCGAGCCUGUCGACUGGACGCGGUUCAAAUACUACGCCCGCUAUGUGCGGCGUCUCAACUGGGACCACCCAUCGGACAUGUAUGCCUACCCCCUGCAUGAGCUGCUUGAUCAUCAUCUCCCUGCCAACCCGCUCCUGCCGCAACUCCGCACCCUCGUUUUCCACGACAGCUAUCCCUACUUCACCUUGGUCCGUUUCUUCCUUACACCAACUCUCGAGCGCCUCAAGAUUAAAGCGCACGCUAUCUAUGAGCCUGACGUCGUAUCGCUCAUGAACGAAGUGGUUGCCAACCACAAGAACCUCCGAUACCUUUCCCUUGAUUUGCGCCGCGAUGACGGUAGUGUUUUGAGGGGGGGCUUCGUCUUCAGCAGGCGCCUGGCAGCCCCCACGGACGCAGAGGCUAGCGCCCUUAUGUCGCUCUUCCGCGCGUUGCCGGAUCUCCAGGUGUACCACGGCCUUCUCAACAUGUCCGCCGCUCGCACAGAAGCACUCGCCGCGCUCCCCAGGCUCGCGACGGUACACAUUGACAUCACACGGGCCGAGGUCAAAACGGUGGCCGCGGCCGCUCGCCUCCGAGUCCGCGACCCGUAUGCUGGUCUGUGGUUCGCCUCGCUCACGUCGCUGUCCCUCUCCCUUGACCGGCUGGACGUGGACACGGAGACUUUCCUCGGCGCCAUACAGAGCCCCGGCCUGCAGAAGCUGAUGAUCGACUUCGAGGAGCAGCCUGCCGCCGCCGAGCUUCGCAACAGGCUCGCCGUUACCGCGCGGGCGCGGGGGGUACUGCGAUGGCUAUCUGCAUUGCGGAUCUCGGCUGGAUGGGGAGGGGAGGAUGUACGGCCAGGAGAAUAA
Messenger RNA from Trametes versicolor FP-101664 SS1, 1083 nucleotides. RefSeq lists its product as uncharacterized. The coding region runs from base 1 to 1083 and encodes 360 amino acids. The record is from RefSeq and is a predicted model, not a curated record. The transcript is spliced from 2 exons. NCBI's taxonomy places the organism in Eukaryota, Fungi, Basidiomycota, Agaricomycetes, Polyporales, Polyporaceae.